GAGUCUUGGCUGGCCGCACAAUUCAAUUGCAUUUCCAGCCAGACUUUUGAUGUUUCUUCUGCAAGCAAUCCGCCCGCGCUGGGUGAUCAAGGUGAGAAACUGUUCCUAGAAUCGCCAGCUGACGAAGUUUUCCAUAGCAGCGAUGAAGAGCUUCAAACGGCAAAUGGUGGCGCGCAGCCAUCUGAUGAAUCAGAAGAAAUUUUUUGGUCCUCUGAUGAAGGGGAUUACGUGAGACCACCUCCAGUGAAAAGAGGUCGCUAUGCGGCCAGGUCCUCGCAGGGAAGUGAAUUCUUGAACAAAAGUGUUUGCAAGGAGGCCUUGGCUCGUUUGGUUGGAGUGGGCAACUCGACGAUCAGCAAGAUCAGACGUGGAGAGAUGGCUUUCACAAAUCAUUCCAGACCCGAACUACCUAAGCACCCGAUGUUCGGGUUCACGAUGAGGGGAGAGACCUCUGCACUGUGGGAACACAUCAUCAUGUUCCUAUGGUUCGUAUACCAAAGCUGUGCGGAAUUUAUGCCAAAUUAUUUCCGAAUGGCUGGUGAGCAAUCUGCAGAGACAGCAUUUCCUGAGGACAAAGAGGAUGUUGAUCAUGACUGCAUCGCCCGGCUUGUGAAUGGAUUCAGCCAAACAUUGCAGACGGUUUCUACUGACAUAGAUGUCAACCAGAUUGGCCCAGGAACCUUUCGAGGACCAAUGAAAGCUCUUCCACAUGGGACACGCGCCGAGCUAUAUUGGGAAUACAAAGUUUUCAGCGAAUCUAGAGGACUUCCGGUGGCAUCCUACUCGACCUUCAUGAGGGUGGCCAACCCCAUAUUGAAACCAGACACCCGAAAUACUGGACAUCUACGGUUUAGGAAAACGGGCGAACACGCCCAGUGCGAUCAAUGCUUUUCUCUGCGAAAGGCCAUUGCUAAAGCCAAGAACCCUGCUGAGAAGCUUUCGCUUCAAAAGGAUCACCAUCGGCAUGUGUUGAGUUCUUGGCUAUGCCGCCAUGUCUACUGGUCCAUGAGAGCUUUGUCUCAGGCCACGUUUGCUGCGGUGAUUCAAGACAAUGCAAGGCAUGCUUGGGAUGCCCUGGCUGUUUCCAGCUGUGUAGUGUGCGCCAUGGUCGACGGUAUGGACCAGGCAAAAUUCAAGGUGCCGAGGACAAAGGCUCGCCAUUCAAAACUCUAUAGUCGCCUAUGGCGACCACAGCUUCACAUGGCAGCUGUAUGGAUGCAUGGAGCUAUGCUGAACUUUUUCGUGAGCAACGAGGAUUGCAAAAAAAACAGCUCUACUCAAUGUGAAAUGCUGAUGCGAUCGUUGGACAUGAUCUUGGACCGCUUUGAAGCUUUGCCUGCUGGAUUAGCAAUCCAAAUGGAUAACACUCCAAGGGAAGGAAAAAAUCAGUUUUUUACUGGGUGGAUUGCUUUGCUGGUGGCCCUUGGGAGCUUCAGGCAUGAGUUUAGCACGCCCGAGGACGUCAUGGCUUUGCUGGACAUGAGCCAUCGACCAGAGAAUCAGGCUGAGCUGCUCAGAAAGACUGCGAAGAAGUUUACUGUUGAGACCAAUUCGCUGAAGCUAGACCAAGUUGCUGACUGGAAGGACAUUGAUCCAGCAUCAUAUGGUGCUUGCCAGCCUGAAGAGAUUCCAGGCUAUCAACCUCAUGGAGCUGACGUAAUGCUGCUGGUGAAGCGCUUGAUGGCAGACACAAGCCCAAUCCAAAUGAAGUUCAUGUGCGAGAACACUCGCUACAAGCAGAAGUUCCUUUCUGGGGCAUGGCCAGACUGCCCCGUCUUCACGGACAUGUGCGAUUUGAGCUGCGGUCGAGCCCAUGAGUUCCGAUCUGGCGAAAUCCGAGAUGUCCCACAGGUCACAUUGGCUUUGGUGGGAUAUCCUUGCAAAUCGAUAUCGCAGCAGAACUGUUCAGCCAAGUCCUUCAAGGACACUACGAGCACCACUGGCUCAGGAUUUGAUGCUCUGAUUAAGUUUGUGGACCGCUUUCGCCCAGAAAUUGUUCUCACUGAGAAUGUGCGGUCACUCACACAGACUCGCAAGCAGUUUGACUGCGAAGUGCCCAUUCAAAUCCAGAAUGAUGCUUUCAGCCGGAGGGGAUACCAUUGUUGGCAUGAAGUUGUGUCUUCUGUCGAUUUCGGUCUCUCGCAGAGCAGAACACGUGCAUGGGCUAUCUAUUUGCUUCACCAUGGACAUGGGCCACUCUUUUCAAUUUCAAUUAAUGUUUUCCCUUGUGUGACCCAAUCUCUCAUCCGCAUCACACCCAAUUGUUUCAUGUAUUCAAAUACUUGUCACUGGUCAAGGCAAGAGCGAUAUGCUCCCUUGAGCAUCGUGUCCAAGUUCAAGUGCUCGCCCUACCCGAUUGACUUCUUCUUGUUGCCUGCUGGUCAAGGUGACGCGGCUCGUGGCAAGGCCAAAGUGAGCAAGAAGGGGAGCAGCGCUUUGAAAUGGGAGGCAGGCUUUGAGGAGUAUUGCCAACAGUUGGGCCACGUAUCUUGA
Messenger RNA from Durusdinium trenchii, 2493 nucleotides. Lineage: Eukaryota; Dinophyceae; Suessiales; Symbiodiniaceae. The record is from the annotation of a GenBank genome assembly.